AUGAAAAAUCCUUUCGCCUUUGUUUUAACAUUGUCAAUAUUUGUGUUUCUAAUAAGAUUUGGAUCGACUAAUCGAGAUAAUCGUAAUAGUAAAUAUUUAAAGACGUAUGAUGAUCCUGAAAAUGUGAACAAAACUAGUGAUUUGAAUGCGCUGAGCGUUUACAAGCAACCGGAAGUUUUUAAGAACAACAGCAUUAUACAGAAUAAUUACACAAAACCAAAUGAGACUAGAUAUCGUGCUGUGAUCGAAUCCAAGCAACUUCCAUUAAUAUAUAGCAAUAACACAGGUCUUUUAAAAUAUCACAAUUAUGGUAAUUAUCCUCCUGAAACGACAGUGAUUGCUAGAAAGCAUCAUCACGAGGAAGAAAGCCAUUCUUACGAACACGAGGGGUAUGAGACAGAGGAAAGCUACGAAAGCCACGAAAGUCACGAAAGCCAUUCAUAUGAAAUAGUAGAGCACGACAAAGAAGAUGGUCAUGAUGAACACGAUGAUGGACAUCAUCACCACAAGAAAAAGAAGGACAAGAAAAAGAAGAAGAAGAAGAAGAAAAAGAAAAAGUUCUUUAAAAAGAAGAAAAAAGGAGGAAUAAAGAAAAAGAAAAAGAAGAAAAAGAAGGGAAUGAUGAUGAAAAAGAUGAUGCUGCCUAUGCUGAUUGCAUACAAGCUUAAAUUCUUCACGCUAGUUCCUAUAUUCGUAGUUUAUUAUGACGAGAAUGGAGAUGUAAUUUAUAGAGAACCGACUGCAAUCAUCAAUGAAGAUCCUAACACGAUCCCUUAUGUAGAUCCAGUUAGACCCGUCGUCGAUGAAGAAGACGAUGGGGAAAUGAUGUUCAUUGAUGAUGUCAAUCAGAUUAGAAAUCCUAGUAAUAAUAAUAAUAAGAGGAAUAGAAAUAGAAAUAAAAAUGUAAGGAAUAAUAUAAAUAUUAAUAAUGAUAAUAAUCAAGUGCAAUCUGAUGACAGCAGUCCAGCAUUUUAUGAUGAUGAUGAUAGAAAUCAAUUAUUUUAUAAUGAACCUAGCGAUAACAAUCCAAUAGUUUAUUAUGGCAAAAAACCAACAAAAUUGAAGACAAAUGUCAAAAACAAGCGCAAGAGACCAAUGAAUUCAAAUAAUAAUGUUAAAAGUCCAUUGUUGCUGAAUAGCAAUAGAAGUCCAGUAACUUUCAAUCCUAAACAAAAUUCUAAGAAAAAAGAGAGUCGCAAAAAACCAAAAUUUGAUUAUUAUCAAGAUAAUCAAGACAACCAAAACAAUCAAGAGUAUGACUACAAUAACUAUCCUUAUUUAUACAAUUAA
This is a messenger RNA of Chironomus riparius, 1290 nucleotides long. NCBI's taxonomy places the organism in Eukaryota, Metazoa, Arthropoda, Insecta, Diptera, Chironomidae. The record is from the annotation of a GenBank genome assembly.